This is a messenger RNA of Vigna angularis (adzuki bean), 585 nucleotides long. Its product is annotated as basic leucine zipper 34. Gene Ontology annotation, biological process: positive regulation of DNA-templated transcription. Gene Ontology annotation, molecular function: DNA binding; DNA-binding transcription factor activity. The coding region runs from base 1 to 585 and encodes 194 amino acids. Gene Ontology annotation, cellular component: nucleus. The record is from RefSeq and is a predicted model, not a curated record. NCBI's taxonomy places the organism in Eukaryota, Viridiplantae, Streptophyta, Magnoliopsida, Fabales, Fabaceae. The transcript is spliced from 4 exons.
AUGGGAGAAGUUAAGAUUAGAGGGAACCCAGUAGAAGAAAAGACAUGGUCAAAGAUACCCACUUUAAUUAAGCCUAUUCCUCUAAGAGCUCAACCAUGGCAAAAACCUUCCAAUCCACUCCAUAAGCUUGCCACCAUUCCAGAAAAUGAUCACAUUCUUACAGAGGAAAACCCUAAUGGAGAUCACAACACUUCCAAUGAAGUCCAAGCAAACAUUGAGCAAGAAAUGACAAAUAAGUUUAAAAGAAUCGUCUCAAACCGACAUGCUGCACGAAGAUCGAGAUUGAAGAAACUUGCAUACAUCGAUGAGUUAGAAAACGAAUUGAAAGCGUACGAGAGGAAGAAAGAAGUUCUCCACGGACAAAUUGCAGAGCAACGAAAGAAGCAUCUGUCGUUGGAAAUUGAGCAUCAUACUUUGAAAUUUCAUUUGGCUGCUCGUGAAAAGCAAAGAAUUCUUCAAGAAGUUGAGAUUGAAAAGAACAGAGCAGAAGUUGAUAAAAUGUUGGAAGUGCAAAGGAGAAUGGUUAAUUUCAGAUCGUUGCAGCUUAUGACCAAUUCCAACUUUAACCCUUCAGCCUUGGCCUGA